CUCGUCUUGUUUCGCCCUGCCUCGCCUCACCUCGCCUCGGUCAUAAUCGAUUGUGUACGCGGGCAUCCUUUUCUUGUGGUCACCGCCAGAGACAGCGAGGAUCAGUAGCGAUUAUCGGUAUCUCGCUCUUCUCUCAGCCUGCUUCCGAGUGCUGCACUUGCAGGGCACCUCUGCAAGUAAAGUGCCUUGGCUCCCACCCCUCUCUAUAGACACCUACCUAACCUACCUAGGUCGUAGAUGGUAGGUACUAUGUAGGGAGAACAAUCCCACCCACUGCGACGCGCUACAGUUGUCUCUCCGUCAGCCAGCAGAGCCAGCGUCGGCACAUCAGCAGCGCGUCCUCAGCGUAUACACCACCCAACCUUAGAACACAGGCCAAGCCGGCCAGGACAGACAGCCCAGAGGGUACGUACCAAUCUUUCAGUCUUCGACGGAGGAGUAUUCCUUGUACCAUUCCAUAGAAGAUGAGCAGCAAAGGUACAUCCGAACACUUGCGCACCCACUCGCUCGCCCUUCCCGACCGGGUUCGAGCUUGUUGUUCCCUGUCGAUAUUGCCUUAGCACAGGAAUUACAGUACAUCCACGUCUCCAUCCACCUGCGCCAGGCCCAGCACCAAGCAGAAAGCACUUACUUGCUUCGUCCUUGCAACGCAUUGGCACUUGCACACCCCUUCCCCAUCUCCCAUUUCCCAGCUCGCGCUCACUCUCUCUCUCACUUCACUCAGUCACUAACCAGACCAUUCCCCUCCCCCCCUCCCCCCGCACCCCUGCCCGUCCCAUCUCAUCUCAUCCCCUCUCUCUCUCACACGCAUUUCCACACUCCCUCAUACUUUUGGCUGCUGGUCCUGGGUGCUCCGCCAGUCCCUCUGCGCGUCCCAGUUGCUCCUCUCCUACGGCCCAGGAAGCAAAGAAAGGGCCAAAGCUGCACACCUCUCUCUACGUGGGUACGCAUACCGUACGGGGAAGCAGUGUAUGUAGUGCAUGUAUGUAAUAUAUGUAGUGAAGGUACUGUAGGUAGUAGGUAGUGUACUUGCGAGAGGUACCGCAAGCUGCAGGAGAACGGGACCGCCCACACGCUCUCUCUUACUCCUCUCACCCUCACCCAAAGUACCUUGGCCCACCCGUACCGCCUGUCCGACAGUGUGCCGUCCACAGAAAGUGACCUUUUGGCCGUUGCUGACGGGAACCUUGACUUACUCGGUCGGCCUGGUUAAAACACUUUCGUUCUCUUCCAAUCCUUUUUCAUCUCCUCCGCCGACCUCCAACCCUUUACUUACCCUCUCCUCCCCUCCCCCUUCUCCUCUGCCCUCACUCUCCUCCUCCUCCUCGUCCCUCCCCAUCCAUUCAUUCCCUCUCUUCCUCUCUCUCCCGUCGAAGCCAGUCCUUCCUGACUCCUUUACUCGCCGAAAACGAAUAAAGGGUCUUUCCGUUCUCUAAUUCCUCCCCCCCAGGAAGAACAGGAAAAAAGAGGAAGGCUCGAGAGACUUAAUCUGGCGACAGUCCUCCCUCCUCCCCCGAGACGACUGAACAUCGACUCCAAAUCCCACCACCAACAUCCCACACCCACCAACACCAAGCCAGAGGACGACCAGCUUCGACCUUUGCAUCCACACGCAAACAUUCACACCACCCCAAUCUUUCUCCGACUCCCCCCCGCUGUCGGUAAAGAAAAAGGGUUCCACCAUCACUCGAGGUCCCGAGUUCUGCAACGGAAGCAACAAGUGAGAAAGAGACUGCAUUGAAAGAGAGAAAAAGAUCCCAGUGAAGAAGACCUUGAUUGGUAUUUUCCUCACUCUUUUAUCUCCUCCAAACCACCCAAAGAAACAAGUCCACGUCCCUCCCCGUUCCUUGCAUCUCCCUUCCGACCGUCCGUCCCUCCCGCGACGACGACAACGACCAAUCAAUCUCCCUGACGAAUUCCUCGCCGCGACGACGAGGAACUCGAUUCAGACGUGCAACUCCCACGAACCCACCCAAUCCACCGCCCUCCCGACGACUCGCUCCCUUUCGUUCCGCCGGCCGCUCGCUCCGCCCUCAUUCCAACCCGAGAAAGUCCCUUUGGCCGUCUUGGGUUUUUUUGUUGUCGGUACCAAUCUCUGCAGAAGCCGCCAGACUCGACGAGGCAAGAAAAGCAGAAGAAAGAGGAAGAACUGUCACCCCCGGCUCAUCAUCGAUUCUUUUUCGAGGAUUGUCAACCAUUGAGGAUACUUGAUACAUGAUCCCACCCGGAUUCCAAGUCAUCACCCCCGUGUGUCCCCCCUCUAGGACAUCGUCUGUGAAGAUCCCUUCUUCCGGUCGACCUCUCCUUUAAACGGCCAGUUUCCCCGGCCACCAUUUCCCGUCCGUCAUCCCGUACGAGAAACUCGGUCUCGCAUCAUUUCGGCUUCACAUCAUCCAGCCACAGUCACUCUUUUCCCCCCCGAACGAACCCUUGUUCGCCUUUUUUCUCAACACCACACGCUCCUUCUAAUACUAAUCUUCUAAUCCUUGCGACCGCGCUCACUAUUCCGCUCUUUCCCUGCACAGCCGGUCCCGAUUUUUCUUUUUUUUUCUCUCUCUAUCCCACUUCGUCUUUCCGUCUCCGACCACCAAAAAAAGCUUCCUGGAGAACUUAAUCGUCACUCUUUCCCGAAACGGAACUUCGACCCGUCGCCCAACCAACCCUUCGCACCCGCCAACGAACGACUCACCGCGCACAAGUCACAUCUCACGAGGACGCUUCACCAUGGCGUACUACCAGCAACACAACUCGGAUCCCUCGUACUUCACAGAAGGUCACGAAGAGCCCCAGCGGCCGCGCAUGGGCACUCGGGACGCUGCUAAGAUGAUUGCGAGACAAAGACAAGAAAUCAUCGCUAGUGAGCUUUCCCGCAUCGCCGGCGACGAAUACUUGGAGGACAUGAUGAAGCACAUGAGGCACAUGGAGGAUGAGACGAUGCCUGACGCCAAUCUCAUUGACAUGCAACGCGAGAUUCAAUGGUACAUGAGACCCUACCUCAUCGACUUCCUCAUCGAAGCCCACGCCGCCUUCGCGCUGCUCCCCGAGACCUUGUUCCUGACCGUCAACCUCCUCGACCGCUACUGCUCGAAACGCGUCGUCUACAAGCAACACUACCAGCUCGUCGGUUGCGCCGCCUUGUUGAUCGCUGCCAAGUAUGGAGACAAGAAGGACCGCGUGCCUCAAAUCCACGAGCUCAACAACAUGUGCUGCGGCUUGUACGACGCCGGAAUGUUCACCCAGAUGGAGAUGCACGUGCUUAACACGCUCGAGUGGACCAUCGGCCACCCCACCGUCGACUUCUUUACCCAGCUCAUCGUUGCCGAGGAGCACGACAAGGUCGACGUCGAGCACAUGGCCGCCUACAUAUGCGAGAUCGCCCUAUACCACCGCGACUUCGUCUCCACCAAGCCCUCCAUCAUGGCCCGCUCAUCGCUGGCCCUGGCGAGAGCCAUCCUGGGCGAGCCCGAGAUUAACGAUGGAGAGUGGGACCACGUCGAGAACGUCACCCUCCUGACCCUGUCCCAGCACCUGCACAGCCCAUCGGUCGCCCUCGCAAGGAAGUACGCCUCGCAGCACCUCUCGGGCGUCGCCAAAAAGCUCGCCUCCUUCAUGGCCCACCAGGCCAGCAUCGCCCGCGCCCAGUCGGGGGGGCCUCCGAGUCCGCCUUGUGAGUCCGCCUCAAAACAUGCCGACAUCUACAGCACCCCCCACAAGGGCCACGGAGCCGUCCAAGGAAUAGUCGAAGGCUACAUGACGCCUCCCAUCACCCCCGACGGCGCCGCCUACGGCGCCGUCGCCAAGGACGCCUAUCCGAUGCCCCCGAGAUGUCCCGUUACCCCGACCCCCCAAUCGAACACGACCGCGUACGUGCAGCAACAGGUGCAGCAACAAUAUGCCCCAUUUGUCCACCAACACACGGCAGGCCACAACAUGGCCUAAUGUCGGCCACCCAAGUCGAACCCUGGGCCGACACGACAUAGUCGGCCCGCCCGCGAAGUCCCACUAGCGAAUCAACGCUACGAAUGGGCAAUCGAAGCUUUCACUCUCAUUAUACCCGUGGCAGGGCAAUUGAGCGACCCUCA
Messenger RNA from Colletotrichum destructivum, 4082 nucleotides. Its product is annotated as Putative cyclin domain-containing protein. The record is from RefSeq and is a predicted model, not a curated record. NCBI's taxonomy places the organism in Eukaryota, Fungi, Ascomycota, Sordariomycetes, Glomerellales, Glomerellaceae. The transcript has 3 exons. Bases 2725 to 3939 code for a protein of 404 amino acids. Gene Ontology annotation, biological process: regulation of cyclin-dependent protein serine/threonine kinase activity; mitotic cell cycle phase transition. Gene Ontology annotation, molecular function: cyclin-dependent protein serine/threonine kinase regulator activity. Gene Ontology annotation, cellular component: spindle pole body; cyclin-dependent protein kinase holoenzyme complex; nucleus.